This is a messenger RNA of Xenopus tropicalis (tropical clawed frog), 1404 nucleotides long. It is a transcript of the gene cd81, whose product is annotated as CD81 protein. The transcript has 8 exons. The coding region runs from base 67 to 780 and encodes 237 amino acids. The record is from RefSeq and is marked provisional. Gene Ontology annotation, cellular component: basolateral plasma membrane; membrane; plasma membrane. Lineage: Eukaryota; Metazoa; Chordata; Amphibia; Anura; Pipidae.
CCGCUCUCGCAUCUCUGAUCCGCUUUACAGCUAAUAAGGGACAGGGGAACGCUCAGCGCAGCCGCCAUGGGGGUAGAAGGAUGCACCAAAUGCAUUAAAUAUCUGCUCUUUGUCUUCAACUUCAUCUUCUGGCUGGCUGGAGGUGUGAUUCUCGGGGUAGCACUGUGGCUUCGACAUGACCCCCAAACUUCCAACCUACUUUUCCAGCAGUUUGAGGACAAGCACGCACCAGGGACUUUCUACAUUGGUGUCUAUAUAAUAAUAGCAGUAGGCGCUGUCAUGAUGUUUGUGGGAUUCCUGGGAUGUUAUGGGGCCAUUCAGGAAUCUCAGUGCCUUCUGGGAACGUUCUUUGCGUGCCUGGUGAUCCUCUUCGCCUGUGAGGUGGCUGCUGGUAUCUGGGGCUUUGUGAACAGGGAUCAGGUUUCAAAGGAAAUGCGGCUUUUCUACAGUGAAGUGUAUCAACAUGCAACCACCGGGACUAAGGAACAGCAGCAAAAGGCUCUCCCUGUGCUCAAGGCCUUCCAUGAGACACUGCAGUGCUGUGGCGACGCCAGUCUUAAAAAAUAUGUCACCAUGAGCAUCACCGAUAUGUGUCCGAAGCGUAGUAAUAUCCUAGAGCAAAUCACCAUAGAGGACUGCCACCAGAAAAUUGACGUCCUCUUUUCUACAAAGCUUUAUUUGGUUGGCAUCGCUGCUGUUGUGGUGGCCGUUAUUAUGAUCAUCGAGAUGAUAUUCAGUAUGGUCCUGUGCUGUGGCAUCCGGAUUUAUUCUGUAUACUAAGGAACGUCUUUAUUCUCCUAUGUAUAUAAAUCCUUGUCUUAUUCCUCUUCCCCCAAACCCUCCCAACGUCUCCCUUUCAAUUUUUUUUUUUUUCUUUUUUAAAUAUCCUACCCUCUUGGCGAUCGAGUCAGUGUCCCGCCAGUGCAGUGGAUUCCUAGCUUGGACUAUCCCUAUGUCUGUAUGAGCGAUGCUCUAGGUAUUUCUUCAACAAGACACUCGGGAAUUCGGGUGCCCUUGAAUGUAUACGGCCUGCUUGCAGGGCUCUGACUUCCAGUUUACAGCUUCUGCGGUCAGAAGGACGCAUCAUCUUGUGUUUGCCGCGCAAUAAGAUACUAAAGAGUUCCGUGGUAGGCCGGCUGAAUUCAGCCACGUGCUACAAUCAAGUCUGUGUGCGUCCGGCCACUCUUUACUUUCUUAUUGCUGUCGAGUCACAAUCUCUCCCCGUUUCACGUGUAAAAGAUGUUGUGUUCGUACUUUUGGGAGAGGAGUCAAUCCAUAUUCCUUGCACGAUGGCCCCUAUUUCCUACACUCCAUCAUUACAUAGUAAAUAUAUAUAUAAAUAUAAACAUGUAAAAAGAUUCUGAUUAAAAUCCUUUGGGGGCUUUUUUUUUCCCCCCACUGACA